Fopius arisanus is the source of this 986-nucleotide messenger RNA. Its product is annotated as ninjurin-1. The transcript is spliced from 2 exons. Gene Ontology annotation, cellular component: membrane. Lineage: Eukaryota; Metazoa; Arthropoda; Insecta; Hymenoptera; Braconidae. The coding region runs from base 265 to 816 and encodes 183 amino acids. The record is from RefSeq and is a predicted model, not a curated record. Gene Ontology annotation, biological process: tissue regeneration; cell adhesion.
UUAUCGCACUCCACUUUCCUGUGAAGUUGCGUUUCCGGUUGUAAAUAAAUAAUGAGCGAUACGCUGAGAAGCAGUUGAAUUCCAAGUUCCAUGGGAUGCGGGUCAUCCAGAUAUUUAUUUAAAAAUAUUAUUAAAAUAUUUCACUCAAUUAAAAAUCCUCAAUAUCGCCUUUGCCAUCACCAACCCGAUAAAUGGAAACAAAAUAAUUAUUCUACGAUGUUUUAUUUAAUUACUAACAAUUGAGUAAUUGUGGCGCGAUUUAAAAUGGCAAAAGGCGCGAGAUUGCCACCGGAAAUAACAGGAAAACAGAUUUCGCGUGAUGAGAGUAAUUUAAAUCCUGUCAUCGAGAGAGUACUUGAUGAAAUUGAACUUGAGGAGAAAGAACUGCAUGGAAUUGAUCUGGAAGUUCAGCACAUGGACAUGACUGAUAAGGGAAAACGGACAAGAUUGGAUUACACUUAUUCCGCGAAAAAAACCGUUGCCCAGGGGAUGAUGGACGUUGCCCUAAUUACUGCCAAUGCUAAUCAAUUGAGGUACCUCGUGGAGUACCAGAGGGAAAGCCCCACCUUCUGGUUUAUCGUUUUUCUAAUCGCCAUCAGUCUCUCCCUCCAGAUCGCCGUGGGUGUCAGUUUAAUCUUCAAAGGGCGAUUCGAUAUCAAGGGAAAAUCCAAAUCACCACAGGCCAGGAGAAUUAAUAAUUACGUCGUUGUUGGGGUUUUCUUAAUUACAAUUAUAAAUGUCUUCGUCGCUGCAUUCAGCAUCACAAGUCCACCUGUCGGCGGGGGAAAUUCCGUGGUGAAUAAUGCUCCUGUGUAGAGCUUAUCUUGAUUAUUUGAUUACACGAAAUAUGAAUUAAGUGGAGGAGAGAUAAAAUCUUUCGUGAAUUCAGAAAUAUCGGGAGUUGAUCGCUUUAUGCCGAUUUUAAUAUUGGAAUUGUCCUGUUAAAUUUGUUUGUUAUAUUUUUUAAAUAAAACGCUUGAAAAUAA